This is a messenger RNA of Ambispora gerdemannii, 923 nucleotides long. The record is from the annotation of a GenBank genome assembly. NCBI's taxonomy places the organism in Eukaryota, Fungi, Glomeromycota, Glomeromycetes, Archaeosporales, Ambisporaceae.
UUAAAAAUGGGAAAUCAACAUUCAAAAAAAUCAUACAACGAGACUCCAAACAUGUUUCCAAAGAAAUUUCUAGUACAAGUACGGAUGAAUGUCCUCCACGUUUAACGGAUUCGAGUCUUCGUUACGUAGAUGGCAAAAAAUAUUAUCGAGAUACUCCUUGUGUAUUCCCAGUUGAUGAAAGGGAAACAAUACGAAACAAAGAAAAGCAAAUCAUAACGAAACUUUUAUGGCAAGGAAAUUUCUCUGCGCCAAUCGGAGAUCAUUUAAAAGCUGGAGGAUUAAAAAUACUGGACGUUGGAUGUGGUCCAGGAACAUGGAUACUCGAAAUGGCCAAAACAUAUCCAUCAUGCUUAUUCACAGGUGUUGAUAUUUCCCCAACUUAUCCCUUAAGAGACUUGCCAGAAAAUGUUGAAUUUAUACAAGCCAAUAUACUUGACCGUUUACCAAUCGAAAGCGGCAAAUUCGAUUUCGUGGUCAUGCAUUUUUUGAAUGGUUGUUUCACACUACGACAAUGGGAAUCAAUAAUUAUUCAAGAAGUUUCUCGCGUUAUGAAACCUGGAGCAUGGCUUGAGUGGUUGUUGUGUGACGCAUCUUUAAAAAACCAAGGAGAAAAUACUAAAAAAUUGCUGCAAGCUUUCUUAUCGUUAGUACAUUCACGAGGCAUAAAUCCAUGGACAGUCGUUGAAAUUCCAGGAAUAUUAAAGAAUUCAGGGAAAUUUGUAAAUAUAAAAUCCGAAAAACGAGUAGUCACGUAUAGUUUUAGAGAAUCUGGUCAAUUAGCUACAAAGGGCUUUAUGGAUAUGUUCCAAUAUAUGAAAAAACCAAUUUCUGAAUUUAUGAGUAUCACGUCUCACGAAUACGACCAGCUGCUCAACAAAACACACGAAGAACUUGAACAAGGUCAAACGAUGAAUGAUUAUUGA